Polyodon spathula (Mississippi paddlefish) is the source of this 3118-nucleotide messenger RNA. Its product is annotated as sodium/potassium-transporting ATPase subunit beta-1-interacting protein 4-like. Bases 315 to 941 code for a protein of 208 amino acids. The transcript has 7 exons. The record is from RefSeq and is a predicted model, not a curated record. Lineage: Eukaryota; Metazoa; Chordata; Actinopteri; Acipenseriformes; Polyodontidae. Gene Ontology annotation, biological process: regulation of sodium ion transport.
CCUUCCCGUGGUUUUCACGUGGAGUGCUCUCAGCCAGUUUCAACUGAGCACAGCCAAACCUGAGCUCUACAUCUCCUGUGGGAGUAGGUCUAUGGAUCACCCUGUGAACACUGACUUUAAUAACACACGACAACAAUGCUUAGCUCGCUGUAAAAACUAAAUACAGACUCCCCCCCCCCCCCCUGGCGUAGUUCCAGUCCGAUUCAUUCAUUCAUUCAUUCAUAUUGUUCUAAAGAGCUGUUGGUUUAAUUGAAUUACUUUGUUUCUAGAGAACACUCGGAUCCCAUUCCGCUCCAGUCCAGUGCGAGAUUAGAAUGGGGUGCUGCUCUGGAAGAUGCACGCUGAUUUUCCUUUGCACUUUUCAGCUGCUGGCAGCGCUAGAGAGACAGGUGUUUGAUUUCCUCGGGUACCAGUGGGCUCCCAUCCUUGCAAACUUCUUCCACAUCAUCAUCGUUAUCCUGGGCCUCUUCGGCACGAUCCAGUACCGACCCCGAUACAUUGUGGUGUAUGCUGUCUGGACUGCUCUUUGGGUCACUUGGAAUGUCUUUGUUAUCUGUUUCUAUUUGGAAGUGGGAGGACUUUCAAAGGAGAGCGACCUCUUGACCUUCAACAUCUCUGCUCAUCACUCAUGGUGGAGCGAGCAUGGACCGGGCUGCGUGCGCAAGGAGAUGCAGGCAACAGGAGUGAAGAGUCUGGACAGCCAGUCCUUUAUUUCUGUGAUGGGCUGUAUUGUGGAGUUCCAGUACAUUGAGGUCCUGCACAGCUCCUUUCAGAUACUCAUAGCACUCGUGGGCUUCGUGUACUCCUGCUACGUCGUCAGUGUUUUCACAGAGGAGGAAGACAGCUUUGAUUUUAUUGGUGGAUUUGAACCAUUCCCCCUCUACCAUGUCAAUGAGAAACCAUCCCAUCUUCUGUUAAAGCCGAUGUACCUGUCUACGUAAAUAGAAGACCGAGUUGCUGGCAAGAGGGUUAACAGUGAAUUUACACAAAGGUGAUGCCGAAUUAACAAUGAAGAAAAGCUGUAAAACUCGACAGGAGCGCAACUCAAGGGACCAUUGAAAAAUAUUCCAGUGGUGUUGUGAUUUUUAUUUUUUUUCCUCUCCCUCCAAUUAAAAAAAAAACAAAACAAAAACAGCAACGAUAAAACAGUGCUGCUUGAAAAUACUGUAAUUCCAUCUGUGUAUUUAAGCUGAGGGUCAUGCUAGACAGGGCAGCGUGUACAGAACACUAAACUGUUAAGAGAGGUCAGACCUAGCAGUGAUAGCUGAAAUUGACAUAGGUUUCCCCAUGAUGUAGACUGUACUGAAUGCUAUUUGUUGAACUAGAUUGCUGAGUGUAGUAACUAAAUAGCGCCUUUCAAAUCUAGAUUUUUUUUUUUUUUUUUUUUUUUUUUUUUAUGUAGUUUAGCAAAGAUGGUGUAUGUUUACAUCACACAGGGGAAUGCAUGUUUGAUUAGCAGAUAGUUUCAAUACUAAUGUACCGGUGCUGUAUGAAAAAACACAGAUAUGCUGAACACUCCCUUUCCUGUGGUUCUUGGUUCUGGACCUGCAAACCAAUAGUGGCAGCAAUCUCUGUAGCAUGAAACCCUAUUCCAUUCAUGUUGGUUCAGGAUCUCCACAGAAGGACAGAGAGACCAGUCUCAGCUUCUUAGUUCACGAUGGUUUGCCAGAAGUGUCUUGCAAUAGCGUGAGAGAAGGAGGUCUAUGUUAAUGAUCUUCGGUGGGGGGUUUUCUAGGUAACACAGCAGGAGGCCAAUUAUAAAGAAGCUUGAAAUGUAAAUGUGAUGGUUGAGAUGUACAACAAGGAAUCAUUAAAGAGAUUUGGUGUUUUGAGAGGGAGGAUUUGAUCCUGUCUUUUGACAGUAAGGGGACGACUGUUCUCUACUCUGGAUUACUUGCCUGUCUUGCAUCAUGUCUUCUCCACGGCAGGCAAACUGCACUCUGUUGUAAAAACAUUAGAACCUAAACGCUUGUUGAGGUAAUGUACGUCUGUUUUAAAUGCAAGUUUUAAUAUGGGAAGUGCAUCUUAGCAAAAGUGGUUCUUCUGUUCAGAAGUAAAAACAUUUGGGAGUUUACAGAUCCAAACUGAAAAAAAUGCGAGUGUAAUCAAAAUGUUUUUCCUUCACCCUUUGUUCAAAAGGUUUGUUUCUUUUCAUCCCAGAUGUAAUUCACUACUGCCCUCUAGUGUUUUCAUAUGUAUAUAAUAUAUAAAUAUUUUUUUGGAAGAUUUUAGGAGUGUCAGGAAACAGGAACAUGUCCUGCAAAGAAGGGCACUAAUUUAAAUUUCGGGAGCAAGUUACAGCUAGAAUUGAUUUUUCAGUAUUAAAGCACCACAAACUAGCCAUGUUGUGUUUCAGUUUACAGUUAACUAAUAACAGAUUAAUCACAGUCACUGCAUUUAUUGGUAGUUGAAUGACAUUUUUAAAAGUUUCUGUUGUCCACAAAAUGACUUUAAUGUCUGCCCUGUUUGGAUGGAUUGUUGUGAACUGAGUUUUUCAUGCAUCCCUGGCUGGUUAUUCCUGCUGUAAAUGAUUCUACAGUGUGCCGAAUGUUCCUUCCAUGUUUAAUAGAAUCCGGCUCUGGAGUCAGUGUCCUCAGUCCUUCAAGAUCCAGUGUGCCUCCUAAGUGAAGAUGAACAUAAUAAUCUAGAAGCACAGUGUCAGAGACGACCACAGCAGUAAAGUUACUUAUUCAGCUUAAUAAGCACAUUGAGAUCCUCCAAAAGAAAAUCAAUGAACAUAAUGCCCAUUUCUCAACUUCUCAUCCUAAUAAAGUAGAAAAUCUCAUUCGACAACAGUAGCUUCACUGAUUUUAAAAAAAGAAGUACAUUCAGAAUAAAUCUACUUGAAUUAUAAUAGAAUAUUACAGCAUUAGAUGUAGACUGUUUGUAUCAACCUAAAGACAGAUGUUUGUCAAGCCAGUUUUUGCAGUAUUAUGCUAAUGUGUCAUAUUCAAUUAUUUUAUAAAACUUCCUGGCUCUGUGUGUGUUUUGUUUUUAUUUUUAAUGCUUACAUUUAUUGAAUACUGUAGUAUUGUUCUUCCUUCCCUGACCAAGUACUGUGGUUUGUGUUCUCAAGUGUAAAUAACCAUUUGUUAAUAAAGUGUUGUGUAAUUCUUAA